Molecule: messenger RNA, 1020 nt
Organism: Abrus precatorius (Indian licorice)
Lineage: Eukaryota; Viridiplantae; Streptophyta; Magnoliopsida; Fabales; Fabaceae
Product: ACD11 homolog protein
Exons: 4
Coding region: 182-838 (218 amino acids)
Biological process (GO): intermembrane lipid transfer; ceramide transport
Cellular component (GO): membrane; cytoplasm; cytosol
Molecular function (GO): ceramide 1-phosphate binding; ceramide 1-phosphate transfer activity
Source: RefSeq, a predicted model, not a curated record
AUUCGACUUUGGAAUCUUUGGCACAGCGCAUCUGUAGGGAACCUUCCCAAACAAUACAAAACCUAUUCAUCACCGCGUUCACACGCGCUUUGCCUAUUCCAAUCCUUUUUUUGACAUUUCAACUUUUUUGAAAUUCGGAGAUUAAAGGAAUCAAAACCAAAUGUUUUGGCCAUUUUGAAGGAUGGUGAGUAGCGAUACGGUGAUGGACGAGCGCGGGGUUGAGUUUGCGACGGCGAUGCCUCUUUCGGCCAUAGCAGAGACGUUUGAGGAAUUGGCCAAAAGAGUGAAAGGAAGAAAGAACGAUGAAGAGCUUCGCUUGGAUACCUUCUGCGAAGCAGCCACACUCGUUUCUGUUCUUUUCCGUUGUCUUGGCCUCGCUUUCAAAUUCGCCGAAUUGGAAUACGUCGCCAAGCUACAUGGACUACUGGAAGCAUCAAAGACAUGUAAUACUCUGAAGGACAUAGUUGACUUUGAUGUUGCCAGUGACACGGUGAAAACAUCAGGAAGCUUUUCACGUAAUCUUCGUAGGGUUCGGCAGGGUCUUGAUCUCGUUAGAGCUAUAUUCGAACAACUUUUAUCAACUGACGAUAGUUCUCUGAAAGAUAUAGCUGCAACGGCUUAUGGGCAGGUUUGUGCACCAUUUCACACAUGGUCAGUAAGAACAGCUGUUUAUGCUGGGAUGUAUACACUUCCAACGAGAGACCAACUUCUGGUGAAGCUCAAUGAAACAGAGCAAUCAGCCGAGAAGAAGAUGAGAAGGUACAUUACUGCCUCACUUCCAAUUAUAGAAUACAUCGAUAAACUGUACCUUUCUCAAAAUAUUGCGUUGGACUGGUGAAAUCGAAGAAGAAGAAGAAGAAAUUAAGGCCCGCUCUGUUUGUUAGAAGGCAGUGCUGCGGCUCCAAUGAUAUCAGCAACCUUUAGUACACAUGCUUCAAUUUUAGUUGUACUAUAUAAGUUGUAAUUAUUUUAGUCUCUCAACGGCUGUGUUGGCCCUUAGGGAAGAUGCACAAAAACAAU